Messenger RNA from Cloeon dipterum, 1988 nucleotides. Its product is annotated as golgin subfamily A member 6-like protein 26. NCBI's taxonomy places the organism in Eukaryota, Metazoa, Arthropoda, Insecta, Ephemeroptera, Baetidae. The record is from RefSeq and is a predicted model, not a curated record. The transcript is spliced from 4 exons. Bases 448 to 1941 code for a protein of 497 amino acids.
UUUCUAAGUCAAUAAUAAUUAUGAAUAAAUUGGGACAAAAAUUAAAUAGGAAGUUUUCUUGAAAAUCGGCUCCAACUGUAGUCUCCUGGGCAUAAAAUUGGGGCAUCAAUUCUCUCUAGUUUGGCAAUUGUUCCCCCCAGCAAAAUGCAAAAUUUACGCCCCCGUUGGAAUUUUCCGGAUUGGGCACCGGGCCCUCGAGAUAGGUGUCCGGAAGCAUUGGUCGUGUUGAUAUUUAUUUUGGAACACCCUGUAAAUAAUAUACGAACCGUGUAGAUAUAUUCGGACAAAAAUCGUCAAAGCUCUAUUUUUGCACUCUUAAUAAAUCUCUUGCAACAUACACACACAAAAUUAUUUGUUGAAAUCGAGCAUUAUUGGCAACAAUAUACUUUUUUCCCACGUUCGCGUCUUAUUGUCGUCAGGAUUUUUUGAAAAUUCUCACAGAACAAAAUGUUCAGUCAGAUUUCCUUUCAAAAUGGCAAAAACAGUUUUGAGAAAGGACUGCAGCGAUGCAUGAAAAACAGUCUCGCCUAUGGGUAUGCGCGAGACCUGCGGAGCACCAUCGCCGCUCUGGAACGGAGCGAGCAUGAGUUUUUCCGGCCGAAAAUUGAGGGUGUGCAGCUGGUCGAGGUCUUCGAGCAACUUCGGUCGGAAAAUGAGCAGAUGCGGGCUGCGGAGGAAACCAUGAUGGACAGAGCGGAAGUUCUACGCAAAAUUAGAGCGGAGAAGUUUGAGGAGCAAGUGAUCACGAAGGAGAAGAAUAAGAAGGAUGCUGGAAAUUGGCUCUGCGUCGAAUCUGAGUAUGAGAAGUGGCUUGAGAAGCACUUUUCGCGUCUUCGCAAGCAGUUUGAAGCGCUUAAAAUAAACCAAGUGAGGUACAAAAAUCUCUCAGACGUCACCAUCAUCAAGAACAUUCUAAAAGAGAAAUUAAUGUCAACCUCUGCGCUGCUGCAGAAGUUUGAGCAAGAGCUCAAAUCAUUAGAAAACGUGAGCGUCGAGGAGUCGGAGGCGCUGGCCACUAAAACGAGCGUUUUGUGUGAGGCGAAGAAUAAUGUGGAUAUAGACAGGCUGAGGCUUGAAAUAGAGCAGCAGGCGCAGGAGGAAACUGAUCUGGACAUUCAGAUUGAACUGAUUGAGAGGGAGAUUAUUGAAGCGAAUGAGCUUUGCAGCGAAGAUUUGGAUACAAAUCAAGGAGAAGAAUCAAAGCGUGCAAAAUAUCACGUGGAGCAGCUCCAGGAACAGCAGAUGAGGCUCAAGAAGCACGUUGAAAGUCAAAUGGCAAAUUUGAGGGAGUUGCAAGUCAGGCGAGAUUUGGCCAAGAAGCAUUUGGAAGCACUGCCAAAACCAUCUACAGAAUCAGAAAAGAUAUCUGAAGCUAAGAAAGAGCUUGGCCACCAAAAUGAGGAAAUGAACAAACUGCUGAAGUUAAUUGAAAAAUUGAAACCAACAUUGAAGGCGGCUGAGGAAAAACAGAGGCACUCAGAGGAAGAGCAAACGCGCUAUGAACAGUGGGAGAAAGACGCCACAGAGCAAAAGUCCGCUUUGAAGAAAACACUGAUGCGGAAGACCAAAAUUUCAGAGCAGCUUCACGAGGAGGAGAAAGAGAGCAAGGCGUUGCACAAAGAAAAGCUGCGGCAUCUGGAGCAGAUAAAGCGGCAGCAGCGCAGCGAGGACACCAGGGCCGAGGCCAACAGGCAGCUGAAGCGCAGGGCCGACAAGAAGAAGCUGGCGCUGCUGACCGAGUUGGAGGCGGAGAUGGAAAAGCUGCAGGAGAAGCAGAAAAGCCUCCAAGGUGUCAGGGAAAGGGAGACGAGCGUGAGGGGCGAGUGCCAGUCUGUAGAGGAGGAUGUCAAAGGAUUAAAAUUGCAUUUGGAAGAAGUCGGCGCCAAGCUUGAUGCCAACAAGGAAAAGAUUAUGUCGCUCGCAAAGAGUUUGAAUCUUUGAGGAAUUAGUUUGUUUGUUAAAUUGUUUAAAUAAAACUGAAAUUAGUA